AUGAAGUCUAUAAAAUGUGUCGUAGUCGGCGACGGAGCAGUUGGAAAGACUUCAUUGCUAGUAUCUUACAUAAAUAAUUCGUUUCCAUUCGAAUAUGUACCAACUGUAUUUGACAAUUAUUCUGCCACAAUUUAUUUGAAUGAUUCGUCUUUACUUGCAGAAUAUUACGAGGUGACUCAACAGAAUGACCAUGUAUUUCAUUUGAAUUUAUGGGACACUGCUGGCCAGGAAGCAUUUGAUAAAUUGAGACCACUUUCGUAUACACAGACAAAUAUUUUCAUAGUUUGCUUCGCAAUUAAUGAAAAUGACAGCUUACAACACGUUAGGACAAAAUGGAUUCCUGAAAUUUCACAGGCAUCAAAAAAUAGUGAGCCACCAAAUAUUUUACUGGUUGGGACAAAAGGUGAUCUCAGAGACACUGCAGAUAAUUGCAUACCACGUACUGACAUUGAACACGUUCAAAACCAUUGUGGCUCCAUCGAUUACAUAGAAUGCUCUGCAAGAAUGCAACAGAAUGUUAAAGAAGUGUUCACCAGGGCAGUAGAAAUUGUAGCAUCGAGGUGUGUAAUGAAAUUAAUAAAACAAACGCAAAUUGCGGCCAAUGAUAAUAUGCUAAUCCCAGCAUUCCAUCACAGUGUGCAGAAAAAACCACGGACCAGCACUACCAACAAUAAAAUGAAAAAGUACACCAGAUCUAAAAUAACAAGGGCAAAACAACACAGGAAGACACUAAAUGGGUGUACGAUACUGUAA
Kazachstania africana CBS 2517 is the source of this 753-nucleotide messenger RNA. Its product is annotated as Rho family protein. The coding region runs from base 1 to 753 and encodes 250 amino acids. Gene Ontology annotation, molecular function: protein kinase binding; GTP binding; GTPase activity. The record is from RefSeq and is a predicted model, not a curated record. Gene Ontology annotation, cellular component: cytoplasmic vesicle; cell cortex; cytoskeleton. Gene Ontology annotation, biological process: actin filament organization; regulation of actin cytoskeleton organization; cortical cytoskeleton organization. Lineage: Eukaryota; Fungi; Ascomycota; Saccharomycetes; Saccharomycetales; Saccharomycetaceae. The transcript has a single exon.